AUUGGUUUAUAAAAUAAAUAAAUAAAAUGACAGGACAAGUCUUAUAUUGUACACUUAGAAAGGACGGACGGGUGAAUGAAAGCUGCAUGUUUUUCUUGAGAAACCAUUCCACACAGAUUCCGGUCAAUUCAAAAAUCUCCUCCCACCUCUCUCUCUCUCUCUCUGACGGGACCAACCAUAAGACCUCAAGAACAUAAACGCAGAAACAGAGUCGCUUCUUGUUCCAAGACCAUUAUUUCCCACAACCCAAAUCCAAUUUCCCAAGAAACUCUCCAGAACCAGCAGAACCAGACAAAACACAAAGUCCAUCUUCCUCUUCUUCUUCUUCAAAGUAUCCAAAUCCUUGUAUAUAUAUAUAUACGGUCACACACAGAGAAACAAAGACAGAGCAAGACCCAUCAAAAACCCAGAAACAGGAGACCAGAAAGAUGAUGUCUUUUUCACUUUCUACGCUUGCCCUUCUAAUGCCGUACCUUGUCUCUGCAUUGCUUCUUCUUCUUCUUCUCGAGCAACUCUCCUAUCUUCUCAAGAAACGUCACCUUCCCGGACCAUUCUUCGUCCCUCCCAUCAUCGGAAACGUACUUCCCCUCGUCCGUGACCCUACUUCUUUCUGGGACAAACAGUCUGCGGCGGCGGAAUCCGCCGGAAUCUGCGCCAAUUACCUCAUCGGAAAAUUCAUUGUCUACAUCAGAGACACCGAGCUCUCCCACCAAAUCUUCUCCAAUGUCCGUCCCGAUGCUUUCUUCCUCGUCGGACAUCCCUUCGGCAAGCGGCUCUUCGGCGAACACAACCUUAUUUACAUGUUCGGAGAAGAUCACAAAUCCAUUCGCCGUCAGAUCGCCCCUAACUUCACUCCCAAGGCUCUCUCAACGUACUCCGAUCUUCAGCAAAUCGUCAUUCUCCGCCAUCUCCGGCGGUGGGAGGAGCUCUCCCGCGGCGGAGGAGCGGUGGCGCUGCGGCAGCUCGUCCGCGAUCUCAACCUCGAGACCUCCCAGACGGUUUUCGCCGGACCGUACCUCGACCAAAAGGCGAGGGAAAAGUUCCGUACUGACUACAAUCUCUUCAACGUAGGAACCAUGGCGCUUCCGGUCGAUUUCCCGGGAUUUGCCUUCGGCAAGGCUCGCCGUGCUGUUACGCGGCUCGCGAAGACGCUCGCGGUUUGCGCGGAGAAGAGCAAGGCGAGGAUGGCGAUGGGGAAGGAUCCGUCGUGCCUGAUCGAUUUCUGGAUGUCGGAGAUCGUGAGGGAGAUCGCCGCUGGUAACCCUCCGCCGCCGCACUCCGCCGACGAAGAGAUCGGCGGUUUUCUCUUCGACUUCCUCUUCGCCGCACAGGAUGCGUCCACGUCAUCACUCCUCUGGGCCGUCGCUCUCCUCGACUCGCACCCGGAUGUCCUGGAGAAAGUCCGGCAAGAAGUCGCCGGAAUCUGGUCUCCGGAGUCGGACUCUCUGAUAACCGCCGAUCAGAUCGUGGAGAUGAAGUACACGCGUGCGGUGGCGCGUGAGGUCAUAAGAUACCGACCUCCGGCGACACUUGUCCCUCACAUAGCGAUGAGGGAUUUCCAAUUGACCGACAAUUAUACCAUCCCGAAGGGCACAAUCGUCUUUCCAUCAGUAUUCGACUCGUCAUUCCAGGGGUUUACCGAACCGGACCGGUUCGACCCGGAUCGGUUUAGCGAGUCGAGACAAGAGGACCAAUUGUUCAAGAGGAACUUCUUGGCGUUCGGAUGGGGCCCGCACCAGUGCGUGGGCCAACGCUACGCACUCAACCAUCUCGUCCUCUUCAUCUCCAUGUUUUCUACACUGUUGGAUUUCAAGAGGAUCCGAUCCGACGGCUGUGAUGAGAUCGUGUAUUGCCCCACGAUCUCCCCUAAGGACGGGUGUACGGUAUCUCUCACUGGACGCGUCGCAAGAUUUCCUAAUCUCUCUUGAAUUGCCGGGAAUGCCCCUCUGGUUUACUCAAAAGGGUACUUUUGUCAUUUAAGUGUUUCUCGAAGACAGAAUCCCAGUGUGGUGUGAUUUGGGGGGUGGAAGAUGAUGAUUUAUUUUAUAAAUGAUGUGAUUUUUUUAAUGAUCUUGUCAAAUGUCCUUGUGUUCUUUUAAGGGUACAAUUAGCCCAUGAACUGUAUUAGAAAUAUGUUAUUAUUGUGACUAAAAAAUAAUGGAAAUGAAUGUUCAAUAAUAAGGUUCGGUUCUGAAAAUUA
Tarenaya hassleriana is the source of this 2200-nucleotide messenger RNA. Its product is annotated as cytochrome P450 710A1. The transcript has a single exon. The record is from RefSeq and is a predicted model, not a curated record. Lineage: Eukaryota; Viridiplantae; Streptophyta; Magnoliopsida; Brassicales; Cleomaceae. Gene Ontology annotation, biological process: sterol metabolic process. Bases 429 to 1928 code for a protein of 499 amino acids. Gene Ontology annotation, molecular function: monooxygenase activity; iron ion binding; oxidoreductase activity, acting on paired donors, with incorporation or reduction of molecular oxygen.